Molecule: messenger RNA, 1724 nt
Organism: Globicephala melas (long-finned pilot whale)
Lineage: Eukaryota; Metazoa; Chordata; Mammalia; Artiodactyla; Delphinidae
Gene: TOM1
Product: target of myb1 membrane trafficking protein
Biological process (GO): signal transduction
Cellular component (GO): endosome; membrane
Molecular function (GO): ubiquitin binding; phosphatidylinositol binding; clathrin binding
Source: RefSeq, a predicted model, not a curated record
GGACCGUCCGGCGCGUCACGUGACGGGUCCGGCGCUCGCGGUUGCUGUCAGCUGAUUCCCCGGCUUGGUGGCAGUGGCAGUGGCAGUGGCAGCGGCAGCCGUGGCGAUGGACUUUCUCCUGGGGAACCCGUUCAGCUCUCCGGUGGGACAGCGCAUCGAGAAAGCUACAGAUGGCUCCCUGCAGAGCGAGAACUGGGCACUCAACAUGGAGAUCUGCGACAUCAUCAAUGAGACCGAGGAAGGCCCCAAAGAUGCCUUCCGAGCAGUGAAGAAGAGAAUCGUGGGGAAUAAGAACUUCCAUGAGGUGAUGUUGGCUCUCACGGUCCUGGAAACCUGCGUCAAGAACUGCGGGCACCGCUUCCACGUGCUGGUGGCCAGCCAGGACUUCGUGGAGGGCGUGCUGGUGAAGACCAUCCUGCCCAAGAACAACCCGCCCACCAUCGUGCACGACAAGGUGCUCACCCUCAUCCAGUCCUGGGCUGACGCGUUCCGCAGCUCGCCCGACUUGACGGGUGUGGUCGCUGUCUACGAGGACCUGCGGAGGAAGGGCCUGGAGUUCCCCAUGACCGACCUGGACAUGCUGUCCCCCAUCCACACGCCCCAGAGGACCGUGUUCAACUCAGAGACACCGUCAGGACAGAAUUCUUCUGUGGGCACUGAUGCCAGUCAUCAAGGGGACUCCGGCCAGCACACCACCCCGCUGCCCACCUUGGCCCUACUCCCCAGCGACACACCCAUAACGCCAACCGCUGAGCAGAUCGGGAAGCUGCGCAGUGAGCUGGAGAUGGUGAGCGGGAACGUGAGGGUGAUGUCGGAGAUGCUGACGGAGCUUGUGCCCACCCAGGCGGAGCCGGCAGACCUGGAGCUGCUACAGGAGCUCAACCGGACAUGCCGAGCCAUGCAGCAGCGGGUCCUGGAGCUCAUCCCCUGCGUCGCCAAUGAGCAGCUGACGGAGGAGCUACUCAUUGUCAACGACAACCUCAACAACGUCUUCCUGCGCCACGAACGGUUUGAACGCUUCCGAACAGGCCAGACCGCCAAGGCCCCAAGCGAGGCCGAGGUGGCCGCUGACCUGAUCGACAUGGGCCCUGACCCUGCAGCCACCAGCAGCCUCUCGUCCCAGCUGGCGGGAAUGAACCUGGGCUCCAGCAGCGUGAGGGCUGGCCUGCAGUCUCUGGAGACCUCUGGCCGCCUGGAAGAUGAGUUUGACAUGUUUGCGCUGACACGGGGCAGCUCACUGGCUGACCAACGCAAAGAGGUAAAAUACGAAGCCCCUCAAGCAACAGAUGGCCUGGCUGGAGCCCUGGAUGCCCGGCAGCAGAGCACCGGAGCGAUCCCCAUCACCCAGGCCUGCCUCAUGGAAGACAUCGAGCAGUGGCUGUCCACGGACGUGGGGAACCAUGCGGAGGAGCCCAAGGGCGUCACCAGUGAAGAAUUUGACAAGUUCCUGGAAGAACGAGCCAAAGUGGCCGACCGUUUGCCCAACGUCUCCAGCCCCUCCGCCGAGGGGCCCCCGGGUCCCCCGCCUGGCAGUGCCCCUCGAAAGAAGACCCAGGAGAAGGAUGACGACGUGCUGUUUGCCUUAUGAGUGUGGGGUCUGGCACCCUGCAGCCCGAGCCCCCGCUGCUCCCACACCCCGCGCGGGGACCUGUCUCUCCUUCAGUGUUAUGGCUGCUUUGGGGGGGCUUGUUACGUAUGCCCUUCUCUCCCCCUUGAGGUUGGGG